Spizellomyces punctatus DAOM BR117 is the source of this 763-nucleotide messenger RNA. RefSeq lists its product as uncharacterized. Bases 15 to 752 code for a protein of 245 amino acids. The record is from RefSeq and is a predicted model, not a curated record. NCBI's taxonomy places the organism in Eukaryota, Fungi, Chytridiomycota, Chytridiomycetes, Spizellomycetales, Spizellomycetaceae. Gene Ontology annotation, cellular component: endomembrane system; SNARE complex. The transcript is spliced from 4 exons. Gene Ontology annotation, molecular function: SNAP receptor activity; SNARE binding. Gene Ontology annotation, biological process: intracellular protein transport; vesicle fusion.
AAAAACUGACCACAAUGACAGACCUGGAAGCAGCACGAACGCAGGGAACAUGGGAGAAAGAGCGAGCAACACUGACAUCCUUGGGGGAGGACACAAUAGGGUGUAUAUUGGAGAGAAAGCACGCAGCCAAAUUCGGUGUGUCCACAGAAGAACUGGAUGAGCGUAUCCAGAAGAACCUUUCGGUAUUGAAAAGCGGUAUUGGAAAGCUCGAGCAGAGCUUAUCGGAUGCAGAGGAGUCGACCGGAAGGGAUAAGAGCGAACUUCGUCGGUGGGAGGAGGCAAUACUGCAGCUCAGUAAACAGUAUGAUCGGAUAGAAGCGAUGGCGCGCGGGGAGGAGACAAUGAACCUGUUCACACAGCGGAACAGUCCACGAAAUAAAGGGGGGAACAAGGCAGUUCGGUUUACGGAUCCUGUUGAGGCAACCAUGGAUGAGGAAUUGAGCAAUGGAGAGUCUCUUCAUCUGCAACAGAGAAUAAUGGACGAGCAAGAUGCGCAGCUGGACGAGCUCAGUGAAACAAUAGCACGGCAAAAACAUAUAGGUCUACUGAUCAACGAAGAAUUGGAUCUACACGUUGAUCUUUUAGAAGAAACCGAAGGUAGAGUCGAUUCAACAAGUCGACGACUGAGAGGGGCGGGUAGAAGACUAGAGCAGGUGCUACAGUCUUCUGUGAGAAACUCGCGAGGGACAACAAUCAUUGCUAUUCUAGUUGUUAUACUCAUAUUAGUGAUUGUGAUUGCAAAUAAAAUUUAGUGUAAGGUAAA